This is a messenger RNA of Tribolium madens (black flour beetle), 1936 nucleotides long. RefSeq names its product nucleolar protein 58. Gene Ontology annotation, cellular component: box C/D methylation guide snoRNP complex; small-subunit processome. The coding region runs from base 114 to 1796 and encodes 560 amino acids. Lineage: Eukaryota; Metazoa; Arthropoda; Insecta; Coleoptera; Tenebrionidae. Gene Ontology annotation, molecular function: snoRNA binding. The record is from RefSeq and is a predicted model, not a curated record. The transcript is spliced from 3 exons.
UUCCGCCACACAUGAUGGAAGCGUGACAGUUUCUAAUUUUUACCGGUUUUUUAAUCAUUAUUGUUAAAAAUUGGGAGGUUUAAGUAUAAAUUGUUGUAAUCUUAGUUGGAAAAAUGUUGGUCUUAUUUGAGACAGCGGCAGGCUACGCGUUAUUCAAGCUUUUGGACGAAAGUAAAUUAAAAGAAGUUAAUAAUUUGUACCAUGAAUUUGAUUCACCAGAAUCGGCAGGAAAAAUUGUGAAGUUGAAACAUUUUGAGAAGUUUAAUGAUACUACGGAAGCCUUGGCUGCUACAACUGCAGCCGUCGAGGGAAAAGUGUCAAAAAGUUUAAAAAAGGUACUGAAGAAACACAUCGAUCAGGAAUUACAGGACAAACUUCUUGUGGCUGACGCCAAGUUAGGGUCUGCAAUUAAAGAGAAGUUUAAUUUGCAAUGCGUGUCAAAUACAGCGGUCCAGGAGCUGAUGCGAUGUAUUCGGUCGCAGUUGGACAGUUUAAUAACGGGAUUACCUAAGAGAGAAAUGACCGCGAUGGCAUUAGGUUUAGCUCAUUCUUUAUCACGGUACAAACUAAAAUUUUCGCCCGAUAAAAUUGAUACAAUGAUAGUUCAAGCGGUUUCUUUACUCGAUGAUCUUGACAAAGAACUCAAUAAUUAUAUAAUGAGGUGCCGCGAAUGGUACGGGUGGCAUUUUCCCGAACUUGGAAAAAUAAUAACUGAUAAUGUUGCGUUUGUUAAAACUGUUAAAAUCAUAGGAACGCGUGAUAACACUGCGAAUUCAGACCUCUCUGACAUUCUUCCUGAAGAAAUUGAGGAAAAAGUAAAGGAAGCGGCAGAAAUAUCCAUGGGUACUGAAAUAUCUGAAGACGAUAUUUUAAAUAUUCAGAAUUUGUGCGACCAAGUUGUAGAAAUUUCCAAUUAUCGUGCCCAGUUGUAUGACUAUUUGAAAGCGCGAAUGAUGGCGAUGGCCCCAAAUUUGACUACUUUAGUUGGGGAUUUAGUGGGUGCUCGUUUGAUUUCACAUGCCGGGUCUUUGAUAAAUCUCGCUAAACAUCCGGCCUCAACGGUGCAGAUUUUGGGUGCCGAGAAGGCCUUGUUUAGAGCCCUUAAAACCAAGAAAGACACCCCCAAGUACGGUUUGAUCUAUCACGCCCAGUUGGUGGGGCAAAGCAGCACGAAAAACAAGGGGAAAAUGUCACGAAUGUUGGCUGCGAAAGCAUCCCUAGCGACGCGUGUUGAUGCUUUAGGAGAAGACGGCAAUUUCACGUUAGGGGCGGAGCAUAAAGCCAAGUUAGAGGCGCGACUUAGGAUACUAGAAGAGGGUAAUGUGAGGAGAAUUAGCGGGACGGCUAAAGCCAAGGCGAAGUUUGAGAAAUAUCAUGGAGUUUCGGAAGUUCAGCAAUAUCCUGCUGCUGCUGACUCGACGUUACCAUCGACUUCAAAGAGGAAGAGAUCAGAGUCGGAACAAGUACAAGUGAAAGAGGAAUUGGAUACCACUCAGGAGACUCCUAAGCAGAAAAAGAAGAAGGCCAAGGCAGAAGAGACAAAUGUCAGUAUAAAGGAAGAAGAUGAAGAAAGCAGUGAAGGACAGAAGAAGAAAAAGAAGAAGGUGAAACAGGAGGUGAAGGAAGAAGUGGAAGCGGAAGAUACGGCCGAACCUGAAGUGACUCCCGGGAAGAAAAAGAAGAAGAAGAAGAAGCAGUCAGAGAGUGAAGUUCAACCUGAAGAAGUCGUUGAAGAGCCAACAAGUGAAAAAAAGAAAAAGAAGAAGAAAAAGAGCAUUUCCAAGGAAGAUGAGUAAUUUAAGGGAAGUAAAGUGGAUUUACUAGGAUUUUUUUUAUUUUUUACAAUAGAUAUUCUUAUAAUUAAGUUGCUGUUACACAACAGCAGUGUAAUUUGCUUUGCAGUAGACUAAAAAACAAUAAAUGAUUGACUUAAUUA